This is a messenger RNA of Centruroides sculpturatus (bark scorpion), 450 nucleotides long. RefSeq names its product mitogen-activated protein kinase 8-like. The record is from RefSeq and is a predicted model, not a curated record. Gene Ontology annotation, cellular component: nucleus; cytoplasm. Gene Ontology annotation, biological process: JNK cascade; protein phosphorylation. Gene Ontology annotation, molecular function: JUN kinase activity; ATP binding. The transcript has 4 exons. Bases 1 to 435 code for a protein of 144 amino acids. Lineage: Eukaryota; Metazoa; Arthropoda; Arachnida; Scorpiones; Buthidae.
AUGGUCAUUAAAAUGAUCAUUCUCAUUAUUGGACUUCUCAAUGCAUUCACACCUCAGAAAUCACUAGAAGAUUUCCAAGAUGUAUACUUGGUAAUGGAAUUGAUGGAUGCAAAUCUGUGCCAAGUUAUCCAGAUGGAUUUGGACCAUGAAAGAAUGUCCUAUCUUCUAUAUCAGAUGCUAUGUGGUAUAAAACAUUUACAUUCUGCUGGAAUAAUCCAUAGAGAUUUAAAACCAAGUAAUAUUGUAGUUAAAUCAGAUUGUACAUUAAAAAUUCUUGACUUUGGACUUGCAAGGACAGCUGGAACAACGUUUAUGAUGACUCCUUACGUAGUAACAAGAUACUAUCGUGCACCUGAAGUUAUACUUGGAAUGGGCUAUAAAGAGAACGGUUUGUAUAAAAUUAAUUAUAUAAAAUAUUUGUUAAUACCUGUGUAGUGAUGAGUAUUGUAG